Molecule: messenger RNA, 987 nt
Organism: Rotaria sp. Silwood1
Lineage: Eukaryota; Metazoa; Rotifera; Eurotatoria; Philodinida; Philodinidae
Source: the annotation of a GenBank genome assembly
AUGAAUGAACAACUAACACGUUUAGGAGAAACAUUUCAUGGUAGUGUCAAUGGAUACACAAUAAAGUAUGAUUCUGGUGUUUAUAUACUCGGGCUAUUAGGAACAGAAGUACAAAUUUAUACAGAACAAUCAUUAACGAAAGAUUUAAUUCAUCACCAUGGAUGGAACGGAACAUAUGAAUCGAUUGUAUCAUCAAAUAAGAAUGGAUCAAUUGCAUUUGUUUAUUCAUCAUUCGAAAAACCUAUGGAAGUUUAUUUCAUUAACAAUAUUGAUCAACUGAAAUCAGCACAAGCAACAACCAACGAAAAUGACUUGUUUACUCGAAGAAAUUUACCUCAAACAAAAUUAUACAAUUGGAUAAAUGAAGAUGAUCAUCGAAUGAUCGCAGGAAUCCUACAUUAUCCAGCUGAAAUGUCGGAAUCUAAAAAUUUAUCUCUGCCCAGACCACUAUCUCGACCAGGAAAAGAUAUUCUUUGUGGAGUUGAUCGAUUAAUUAAAGAUAGCAUUGUUAAUCCACACAGGCUUGCUGUCGGUGGUUAUAGUUGUGAUGGUUUCUUAACAAAUUGGUUAAUUACGCAGACUAGACGUUUUAAUGCUGCUCUGUCAGGUGCUGGCGUUGUUGAUUAUGCUUCAGUACGGGGUAUGAUGGAUAUGCCUGUAUCACUCAGCUACUUGUUUGGAGGGUUUCUCUGGGAAGUAUCAAAUAUUUAUCAAAAUGAAGCAUUUAUUUAUCAAUUAGAUAGAAUACAUACACCUACACACAUCAUCACUGGUAAAUAUGAUAAUCGAGUUCCUACAUCUCAAAGUUAUAUAUUAGAACGAGAACUUCAUUAUCUUGGCAUAUCAGUUAAAUUAAUUAUUUUUCCAAAGGAAGGACACUCAGUGACUGUAUUAAUACGUUGUUUUGUUGAAUUAAUCAAUGCCGUUUUUGACCGAUCUCGAGCACCAGCAUCGAUUGGUAAUAACAUAUGUCUGGAUCUGGAUUGA